AGUACAUUUGAUUAAAAUUGAAUGAGAAUCGAAAUAUCCAGAUAAAAACAAUGGUGUUUUAACAAUUUCUUUCUUUUAUGAGUGGGGACGCUCAAGAGACUAUAAAAUGUGAGGUUGGGAGUAGGUUGAAGUGUAUAGCAGUUAGAAGGUGAAAGAAGGAUUUGUAGGAAAGAAAGCAAAGAAAAUGGCAAUAACUCUAAACAAUGGCUUCCAAAUGCCAGUGAUGGGGCUUGGAGUUUGGCGUAUGGAGAAGCACAAAAUCAAAGACCUCAUUCUUAAUGCCAUUCAACUUGGUUAUCGCCAUUUUGAUUGCGCCGCUGAUUAUAAGAGUGAGGCUGAAGUAGGGGACGCAUUAGCAGAAGCUUUAGAGAGUGGAGUUGUGAAGAGGGAAGAACUUUUCAUUACCUCAAAGCUAUGGAACUCAGACCAUGGACAUGUUGUUGAGGCUUGCAAGGACAGCCUAAAGAAGCUUCGACUACAAUAUUUGGAUCUUUAUUUGGUGCACUUCCCAAUUGCCAUAAAGCAUACAGGAGUUGGGAAUACUAGAAGUGAGAAGGAUGAGGAUGGAGUAUUGGACAUCGAUACAACGAUAUCUUUAGAAACCACUUGGCAUGCCAUGGAAGAUCUUGUUUCUGCUGAUUUAGUUCGCAGCAUCGGUAUCAGCAACUAUGACAUAUUUUUGACAAGAGAUUGUUUGGCAUAUUCAAAAGUGAAGCCUGCAGUGAACCAAAUAGAAACACAUCCAUACUUUCAAAGAGAAUCUCUUGUUAAAUUUUGUCAAAAGCAUGGGAUUUGCGUCACAGCUCAUACUCCUUUAGGUGGUGCUGCCGCAAAUACUCAACGUUUUGGUACACUUUCUUGUCUUGAAGAUCCUGUUGUUGAAGAACUCGCUGAGAAAUAUGGGAGGAGCCCUGCUCAAAUUGUGCUAAGGUGGGGAAUUCAAAGGAACAGUACGGUUAUACCAAAGACUUCAAAGUUGAAUAGAUUGGAAGAGAAUUUGCAAGUUUUUGAUUUUGAGCUUAAAGAGGAAGAUAUGGAUCUCAUCAAAAGCAUUGACAAGAAAUAUAGAACCAAUCUCACACCUGCAAGGUCUUGGGGCAUUGAUUUAUAUGCUUAACCGCCUUAUAUAAUAGUUCAUUAGUGUGUGUUUUGGAUCGUUUUCGAUAUAAAAUAUACUCUUCAUCGUAAAUUUAACUUAUGCUUAAUUAAAAUAAAAAUGUUUGUAUUUGAUUAUACUUUCUUAGUAGUGUUUUCAUAAACGAGCAA
Molecule: messenger RNA, 1266 nt
Organism: Cucumis sativus (cucumber)
Lineage: Eukaryota; Viridiplantae; Streptophyta; Magnoliopsida; Cucurbitales; Cucurbitaceae
Product: NADP-dependent D-sorbitol-6-phosphate dehydrogenase
Exons: 6
Coding region: 185-1117 (310 amino acids)
Molecular function (GO): aldose-6-phosphate reductase (NADPH) activity
Source: RefSeq, a predicted model, not a curated record